AUGACAGAGCGGUUUGAUGUUGUUAUUGUCGGAGCAGGCAUUUCGACGGGAAUCAAUGCCGUCUAUCGCCUCCAGGCUGCGCUCCCGGACUUGUCAUACACCAUACUCGAGGCUGUGACUCACUGGGAGGGAGGGACCUCUCCUGAAAAUUGGUCUAGAUGGGGACGAAACAAGCAGUAA
Aspergillus calidoustus is the source of this 180-nucleotide messenger RNA. Lineage: Eukaryota; Fungi; Ascomycota; Eurotiomycetes; Eurotiales; Aspergillaceae. The record is from the annotation of a GenBank genome assembly.